AUUUGCAUUUCAACAGAAACAAUGACGAAGUUCCAGGUUCACUCUCCUGGCAAAGUGAUUCUACAUGGAGAGCAUGCUGUUGUUUAUCAAAAGCCCGCAUUGGCUGCAGUCGUGGGCCUGGGCACCAAGCUCCAACUGCGCACGCAGGCGGGCAGCCAGGUGGCAAGUUUUCAGCUGGAGGCUCUCAACUGCACAGUAGAAAUAGAAUUGAGUGAAUUCAAUGCCUUUCUGGGUAAAUUUCGCACCAAAUAUCCUGGCGACAAGCUGGAGAACACCGCUAAGCUAUUGGAAGAGGUGCGCGCUGAGGUGGCCAAGCAGCUGGAACGUAGCGUGGGCAGCACUCCCAAACAGCACACACAACGCGCUUUCGUUUCAAUAUACUACCUUCUGGCAGGCGCUGUGCUCACGUCACCCAAUCAACCCACGCUAACACUUUCAACUGGUUUCCAGGUGCAAGUGGAUUCAGAGCUUAACGUGGGUGCCGGUCUGGGUAGCUCUGCAUCCUAUGGCGCUGCCUUGGCAACUGCUUUUCUGAUUUUGGCUGGUCAUUUCGACGAAACAAGCUAUUUGCAAGACAGGAAUUUAGCCUUGAUUUCGCACUGGGCAUUCGAAUCAGAGCGCGUUAAUCACGGUUCGCCCUCCGGUGUGGAUAACACAGUGUGCACCUAUGGAGGAAUUCUUCGCUUCGUCAAAGGCCAAGGCUUUCAAUCGCUGCGCAUACAGAAACCGCUUAACAUUUUACUGGUGGAUAGCCGGGUGAGCCGCAGCACCGCUGAUAUUGUCGCGAAGGUGCGUCACUUGGCCGAAGAGUUCCCGCUGUUAAUCGAAGCCAUUUGGCAGGCUUGUGACCAGCUUGUGAAUUCCGCGGUGCCUCUGUACGAAAGCUUUGGAAAUGCUCAGGACGACAGCCAAAAGUUCGAGAAACUGGAACGUCUCUUUCAAAUAAACAACGAUCUGUUAAAAGCAAUUGGCGUCACACAUCCGAAACUAGAGCAAAUUUUUACGAUUGCCUUCAAGCGUGGGUUCUUCUCCAAGUUGACGGGCGCCGGUGCUGGUGGCUAUGCUAUUAUUUUGCUGCCCGAGAAAUACGAAGCCAACGAAGUGUACUGGAAACUGAAGGAGGAGUUAGAAGCAGCUGGCUUUGGUGUUCAUGUCACUACAGCUGGUGGCGAUGGCUUGCGAGUGAGCUCCCUGGAAGAUUGAUAGCGCCUUCACUUAAAACUGUAUUUUAUUCUAGAUGUAUGUGUUUGAGGUUUUGUUAUUACUUAAAAUAAACUACAUAUUUUAUACGCCAAA
Drosophila hydei is the source of this 1296-nucleotide messenger RNA. Its product is annotated as mevalonate kinase. Gene Ontology annotation, cellular component: cytoplasm. Gene Ontology annotation, molecular function: mevalonate kinase activity; ATP binding. NCBI's taxonomy places the organism in Eukaryota, Metazoa, Arthropoda, Insecta, Diptera, Drosophilidae. Bases 22 to 1203 code for a protein of 393 amino acids. The transcript has a single exon. The record is from RefSeq and is a predicted model, not a curated record. Gene Ontology annotation, biological process: cholesterol biosynthetic process; isoprenoid biosynthetic process.